UCUCAGAAUCGCGCUCCCGUCUCGUCGCCCAUCCGCACUUGUCAUCCAAAUCCUUUCACUCACUCUCCCUUUACCUUCCUCUCUUUCCUCGCUCAAACCCACCCGGGCCGUCACGCACACUCCCCGAACUCACUUGACGUCAUUCCCUCUCUCGUCACUCACAUUCCCCCGUCACCCCCCUCUUUCUCGUCAUUCACACUCCCCCGUCACCCUCCUCGUUCCCCGCAAUUACCUCCUUCCAUCUUCCAAUUCACCCCCCUUGUUCUCCGCACCUCUUUCCAUCGCCUCAUCUUACCCAUCUCGUUCAACGACACGUAUCUCCUUCCUCUCCCCCCCGCCUUUCCCCACAUCCCCCUUUCACUCCGUUACGUAACACCCUACACCACCCCACUAACCGCCCUCCACUUCCCAACUCACCGCCCUCCUUCCCAGCAAAGUGCCAAGCUCUCACGGUCCACCUUUCCCCCUCUUCAUCUCUCCUUCCUUCCCCAUCUGCAUCUAUCCUGCCGUACCCCUCUACAUCUCUGCACCCUUCCCCCUCUGAUAUUUCCUCCCUUCCCCCGCUGCAUCUCUCCUCCCAUACCCCUCUGCCUCUCUCCUCCCUUCCCCCCACUAAUUGUCCCAUCCCGCCCCCCACUUACUACCCUCCCUACCUCAUCUCUCUCCCGCUAUUCUCCUCCCUCCCUGCAUCUUCUCUCCUACCUGGUUUCACUGGUGGUUCCCUCCCGUCCCGUCAUGGGGCGUUUUGAAACUCACUUCCUCAUCCUCAUGCUCUGUGCGGCGAUGUUCACUGCCGCGUCUGCAUCGCUCCUCGAAUCAUUCCUCCCACGCGAUAAUGGCGGCAUCAUUCCUCUCGCUUCAACCGCUCAUGCAGUCACGCCCCAGCAACUUCAGAAGAAAUAUUUCGGUGCGGCGGCGCUGUUCACUGCCACGACUGCAUCGCUCCUCGGAUCAUUCCCCCCACGCGAUGAUGGCGGCAGCGUUCCUCUCGCUUCAUUCCCGACGAAGUAUGUGGCCAAGCUCCGUCCAACUAAGUUAGGCAAAUCGAUCGUGGGUGACAAAGGCGCACGGGGGAAGUUUAUUAUAAAGGGUUACAGGUCUGGUGCAGAUUCCUACGUCAAAAUUUUGGGUGCAAAUUCAACUGAGUUCCUGCCUUGCGAGUGGUAUUGUCUCUAUCGGCCUCCCUAA
Closterium sp. Naga37s-1 is the source of this 1188-nucleotide messenger RNA. NCBI's taxonomy places the organism in Eukaryota, Viridiplantae, Streptophyta, Zygnematophyceae, Desmidiales, Closteriaceae. The record is from the annotation of a GenBank genome assembly.